AGGGAGGGGGGUGAGGAGAGGGAGGUGACAGGGAGUGUGACGGGAGGCGAUGGGGAGCUGCAGAGACAAACAAACUGGACAACAUGUGCUAAUCUGAGCUCAGUUAGUGGAGAAAACUUUGUUGGACAGUUUUUUGGGAAUAUUUGCAAAGAACUCAACAUCAGGUAAGUGUGGAGGGUAAAUAUCUAACAGACUUUGUUGAAGGAUAAACAUUUCUUCUUUUGAAAUAAAGAAAACAGGAAUGGGGGUGUUUUGGCACUGCAAGUGCAGGAUGAGUGAAUUUAUGGGCAGUUUAUUAAGUUUUAUGCAGUUUGAUUUGAUUUUACAUUUGAUUCUAAGUUAACAGGUUGGAUCAUAUCUUGAAAUUUGGUUGUUAGAUUAAAAAAAAUGGAUUACAAUUGGAUUAUGUAAUCCUACUGUAGUGUUCUUCCUCAGUGUCCUGCAAACUUUAGAAUAUUAUCUCAGAUUACAGAAACUCAACAUCACAAAAUGUACAAAUUCUUCAAAGAGUAGGAUUUUUACUGUGAUUUAUUAAAUGAAUUACCCCUGUGACAGUGGACAGAGUGAGCACAUGGGGUUGCAAAUGAAAUAUUUCCAUAGAUAGCUUCACUUCCUGACAUCCGCCCAGCAUGCGUCUGAGAGUUACCAACUAAUGAGCCUGACUUUGGACUACAAGACGGAGUCAGUUUGUUGUGUUUGUGUGUGUGUGUGUGUGUGUGUGUGUGUGUGUGUGUGUGUGUGUGUGUGUGUGUGUGUGUGUGUGUGUGUGUGUGUGUGUGUGUGUGUGUGUGUGUGUGUGUGUGUGUGUGUGUGUGUGUGUGUGUGUGCGUGCGUGCGUGUGUCUUUGAAUUUAAAAAAUAUUUGAAAGUGAAAACUAAUAUUUGGCAGUUUCAAUGCAACUUGUAAGAAUUUCUUACCCACCUUCUACAUCGGAAAGUCCCAGCUGGUUCAGCUCAGUGUUUGCAAAAGAUUUAACCUGAAGAUGUUAAACUGUUGUUCAGAGGUGCAGCACCACCCACACCUGAUUCAAAUGAUCAGCUCGUUAUCAAGCUCUGUAAUGCCUCAGUAACGAGCUGAUCAUUUGAAUCAGGUGUGUUGGAGCAGGGAAACAUCCAAAACACGCAGGGCCUCCGGGACUGGACUUGAGAAUCACUGCUUUAAAAUGAUGCUGUCAUGUAGUGAGGGAAUACGAGUGUUGUAUUUGAGUAAAGAAAAAAAGAGAGAAAUUUGAGUUAUCUGUGCUGUAGGUGGCACGGUGCCUUGUGUGUGUGAAAAAUAAGCCUUAUGGAUGUUUAGAAGUGAAACUGGCCAGUGGCUGGCAAGCUCAUGUCAAAGGGUUAAGUUAUAAAAAGCAGUCUGUGCCCCCUGCUAUUACCUCAGUGUGUGGUCUGAUCUGGCGCCGUCUCCACAGUUAGCAGCUGUCUCAUUGCUUGUGGCGAGGUAAGGUGGGGAAUUAUCACACACUCCUUCUGGCAGUCCUUGAUUGAUAUCAUGUCAAGAUUUAUAAAGAAUUGAAAAUGCUGAAUGCAAAUUAAACUGCUGCAAAAAACACUUGGACACCAAACUGAAACACCAUCAGUGGGAGCCUUAAGACUGUUUUAUGGUAUUUUACCUAAAUGCAAAGAAAUGUGGCGUCUUUUGAAUUGUGAGUUUAAUAACACAUUCUAACUUUCACAACUUUUCCCAUUUAGAAAGGUUCAAACAUUUAUUUUGUGUUUGAUUUCACCAAGUUAUAAUAUCUGUGAUUCUCAGUUUGGUAAAUGUCUUACUGAUUCUUACAACAUGCUGAAGCAAAACUUUAUGCUUUCCUUUUACACACUUAUAGGAACUUACAACACAGCAUUUUGUGGCUGUAAAUAAAGAUUUUACUGGUACAGACAUUUAAUGACAAAUGCAGCUAAAUUUCAUUCAUAAAUUGACCCACUACACCACUGCUGAUAUACCCACUUGGUUCCUGCAUCCCUAUGUGGAUAUGUACUGUUUAAUCUCCCCCCUCACAGCGCUCACAGAAAGGCUUGAGACAGGAACUUCCCUGCUGACAAAGUUUUGCCAUUCAGGACCUUAGGAUUCUGGUAAUUCUGUAAAGACCAUAUCCUGAUCAUGUUAAUACAAACUGUUUUUUUCUUUCAUGACACAUGAAAAAGUAUGCUGGAUUGAGUGAUCCUUGAUUCAGCACUGAUGUAGCUUAUAUACAACAUCUGUUGAGAAAUGGCCUUUAUAACACAAGACAAACUUACCAGUAAGACAGAUGUAACAUUGAAGAAUGAAAAUAAACUAAUAGUUUGAUGCUUUUAAAUUGCAUUUAAAAGUUCACCUGUUUUAUGCAAUGAUAUUUUUUAUCAAUCAGUAUACAUGUUUUAUCCUGAUACCUCUUUCCUUCACGCUCCUCCCUCCAGCUUUCUGCACGAUGCAGUGUGAGGAGCUCUCAGCAAGAGAGGAGUUCACCUACAGCCACAUGCCCACGCUGGAGAGGGGCAACGGGACACUGGGACGGCGGGGGGACAGAAGGGGGGAGCGGUACAGGCCCGAGAGGGACAGUUACACGGUGGACGUCAGAGCUAGUGACCUGCAGCUGGCCCAGCCGGAGCCUCUGGGACACCCUUGCUUCAGCUGCAGGGCCUGGCUCUACAGCGUCCUUAUCGGGGUGAGAGGGGGGAGAUGGGCAGGGUCAAACUAAUUUUGUGCUGCCAUGUUUAGAAGAAGAGGCCAAGCUCUUAUUGAUACCCUUCUGUGCAUUUUUUUUAGCUAAUUUUAAAAUGUUUUAUCUGUCAAAGCCUCUCCACUCCUCCUGCAUCCCUUGCAACCCUUCUUCACCCCACCUCCUCCUUUUCAUGCAGGGUCUUUACUAGUGUCACACAGGUAUUAUCAGUGCUAUCUGCUCUGUUCUCUACCUCAGGGCCUUUGCUAUUGCUCUUCAUACCUUGGCUUUUUAUAGACAGUAUGCACAAAAGGCAGGUGUGCUCUCCCUUCCUUGGGUUUUUGAAUUCCAUGUGAAAGCUUGGUAAGGGCAGAGAGCUCUAUACCUAAAGAGUCUUUGCUGCUGCUCUGCCUACACUGGCUUUUCACACAUGCAGAUGGAAGGGCAGAGAGCUUUCAGAGCAGAGUCGUAGUUUAUUGCAUGAAAAUAAAUAAUCCCCUAUGUGUGUGUGUGUGUGCGUGCGUGCGUGCGUGUGUGUGUGUGUCCUCAGGGCAGUCUGCUCAUCACCUCUGGUUUCUCUCUGUACCUGGGAAAUGUGUUUCCUGUUGCAAUGGAUUAUCUGCGCUGUGCUGCAGGCUCAGUGAGUGACUCACAAAGUCAUAUUCACACACACAAACUGAUCAGCCAUAACAGUAUGACUAACAACACUGCGUAGACCCCCUACUCAUCACAACAGAGCAAAGGCAGUCAUAGCCUGAUGAGGCAUGUCUCCUCUACACCUGUGAAGGUGUCUGGAUUUUUAAGGCAUCAGUAGCUCAUCCUUUAACUCUUCAAAGUUCUUUACAACUUCCUCAGUUCAGGCUGCAUUGUUCACGUGGCCUGAAAGAGAUUUGGAUCUAAUCUAAUCUAAUCUAAUUGUCUAGUAUGACUGAUUUUAUCAACGUGCGAUAUAGAGAGAACAUUACACACCCCUAAUGUUCCUGCUUCAUCUACAAGAACAAAAUGCGUACAUGCUGCCAAAUAAACCCCACCAAACUGUGACAUUUUGUUAAAGCUGACUUGUGUACAUUUCUGUCUCAACUGUUAUGACAGUGUGGUUUAUAAUGCAUAAUUCCAGUCAGCAUCCUCUCAUUGGAUUGUAUUGUGAAGCUUGUGUUGUUGUUGUCAUUGCUCUCAGGGCCUCCCUGCAGCGUUAGCUAGUUUUGCCAUCGCCAAGAACAGACAUGCUGCUGUGAGUAAACAACAAAUACCCCAAACACUGACAAUGAUCAUACUUUUAUAGAUUUUAAACUAGAUUUCACCCAGUUUGAAACAAAUCUAACCCUCUUAUUUUCUCCCUUUUCGUAGGUGUCAGAUUUCCAGGUGCUCUACGUGUCCACGUUUGCAGUGACAACCACCUGUCUGGUCUGGUUUGGAUGUAAACUGGUCCUGAACCCAUCGGCUGUCAAUGUAAAUCAGAAUCAAACAUCAGUUCCUUGGUUUCACUCCAGCAGAUUGGAAAAAUAAAGCUCUCCAUCUCUCUUUUCUGUCUCUUCCUUACGUUCUUGUUCUCUCUCCACCCAGAUUAACUUUAACCUCAUCCUGAUGAUUCUGCUGGAGGUGUUGAUGGCGAGCACUGUCAUCCUGUCGGCUCGCUCUGCAGAGGACUGCUGCUGCCACAGAAAGGUGUGUGUGAUUGAUGACAUUCAUCCUCCUAACCUAUGUCCUUCUCCUCUUCCUCCCCCUCCAGCUUUCCCUUUCUAAUCCUAACUCUUCUCAAUCUUUCCGCCUUUUAGCCGGCGAUGUAUGACAGACCUGUGGUUAUAACGCCAGCAGUGUUCCCCACACGGCUCCUGAAAGCUUACUCUGUGAGUAAUUCUUCCGCUUUCGCACAUGUUUGUGUCUUGGCCAAUCACUGACAAGUGUCUCAAACAGGUAAUUGAAGUUAUUGUUGGGAUUUCUGCCGUUUUUGGAGGAAUUAUUGCACUCAACAUGGACGCUUUGCUCCCUGGCCCAUACCUGUCUGUCACUUUUUUCUGGAUUCUUGUUGCCGUAAGUUUUUCUUUUCAUACCGACGCGUGAGGCUACACCAAAUGUAAAGAUGCUGUUCACAACUGGCCUUAUCUGACUGACCUUUCACCUUUCGCAGUGCUUUCCCAGUGCCAUUGCCAGUCACGUCGUGUCAGAAUAUCCCAACAAAUGUUUGGUGAGUACAAAGUGAUCUGCAGUGUAACCCUGACAUGUAAAAUAUGGAGCACACUACAUCUCCUACAGGUUAGAUGUCUGUGCAAACUAAACCAUGGCUCCUCCCUUCACUUGGAGGAGCAGCUCUUCUUACAGCGUUUUCACAUAUUUGGUCCCUGUCAGCAAUCCAAACAAACUCGGAUUGAUGACUCAGCAUUUUUUGUCUACAUGUGAACGAUCCAACCGUACUCAGACCCCAGGUGUUCUCAGUCAUAGACAGUGUAUAGAAUGGACGCCGUCUGCCUCCUUGCUGGGUGAAGCCACCCUGAAAACAGCACCUUCUGGUGACGGCUGCAAUAUAGGUCAUAAAUCCCGCCUCCUCCAGCAAUCCCUAUGAAGCUGUGGACAAACUUUAUAAAUUAAUUACACAAAAUAUGUAUUUUUCUCCCCACUACUUGUGAUGUUGACAUGUAGUUAUUGUAAGACUAGUUUGUGCUCAAGUCCUCUUUUUUCUGUACAGCUCUAUUUUAAAAGUUAUUAGGGGGUUCAUGUUUUCUAUGAUUGACACCUGAUACAGCCAAAAGGUGUACGAAGAUUGCGUAGCUCACCCGGGGGAUACGCUGUUUGAGCCGAGCGUCAUCACAGCAACUCUUGGCGACUCUCCCGAGGAAUGCGUACAAUGCUACAGCGCAAGUGGUGGAAUGCGUAAAACACUACUGCACAAUGUUGGUUUCAGGAGGUGGAGUAAGAACACAGAAUUACCGAGAGCGUUUCGGCUCCAAAUCCGUAUACUGGUGGAAGGCAGGACCAAGUUGUCCAUAGAAUAUUCAGUCUAUUGUCUCAGUACAGUUUGCUAAAAAGCCAGUGGUACGAUUCGCCUAAUCUGCGCAUUGUGAACACAAAGCCCACUGGGUUCACUUUGCCUUUUUCACUGCGUUAUAACCUUCUUUGCUUGCCGUAGAUUGGUGACGUGACUGCAGCCGGGGAAACCUAGAGCAGUAGAGAAAAGACAGCAAAUCCAAAGUAUGGCAGCAGAUUGUGGUCAUGGCUGUGGUAAUGCCAGUAACAAUGGCAUUGGCUUUGGAGCAAUGAGAGCAUAAAAGCACAACUAUCUACAACCCGCUGUAAUGUGAAAGUCUUUCAAGAAUUUUCAGAGGAUGAAAGCAGCCGGUUAUAAUCGAACAUCUGAACAGUGCAGAGUUAAAUAAAAAAAUACUAAGACAGAAGUACCUCGGCACUCACGAAAAAAUACUCCACAGGACCUAGUGUGAACAGAAAGAGGACUGAAGCCACAUCAAAACUGAACUGGACCAGAAAGAGAACCUGUUCCUCUUUGCAAUAAACUCACAAUGUGAACACAAAUAGAAAUAAGUUCCUUUGCUUUGGUCCACUUAAAGAGGACUGAGUUCUGUAUUUUUCAAAAGGGACUGAGUGUCUCAUCUUGUGUCAUGACGGCCUCACAAAGCCAGAACUGUCUGCACGCAUUAUUUCAGCACAGUGCCAAUGCUGCAGGAAUGUCACAUGCAGCCUUUAUAAAUAGGGCUGUCAUGGAAACAGCAGAAAUAAAUCACUGCAGGAUUAACAAGCCAACCAUGGAGCAGGGUAGGCUACUGCACAGCUGCACAAACAACCAGGACUGCAGGCAGGCCAGUUUCUCAGCAGGACUCUUCUACUACAGAGCCAUGCUGUUGUAAUCCCUGUUGUUAGAAUGUGGUUUGGUAUCAUAUGAAGACCUUCCCUGAAAAAUUCUUUGUCUGGAUGUCAGCAGAUGUUGCUCCUAAACCUGUAGAUAUUGUUCAGCAUUAAUGAAGCCUUCACAGAUGUGGAAGAUACCCAUGACAUGGACUCUAAUGAUCCCCACACCAUCAGGGGUGCCGGCUUUGAACUGGGAGCUGGGAACAAGCUGUGUGGUAUCUCUGCUCUUUAGAGAGGAGGAUGCAGGGUCCAUUAUUUCAAAAAAAGAACGACAAAUUUUAAUUUGUCAGAUCGCCGGACAGUUUUCCACUUUCCCUCAGUCAACCUUGAAUGGGCUCAUCACCCCUAGUUUAAAACUAAAGGGGCAAAAAAGCUCUCCAGAUUUGAGUUCCCAAAUUUUGUAAUUGAGUUGAUCUUUUGGAUGAGCGAUCUGCAGACACUGUAGAAAGUUGAAUAACAACUUAAAAACCACCUGUUUGAAUCUGCCUUAUUAUAAGUAAUAGCGUUACUAGUGUUUGAAUGUCUUUCUAUUUUGCACUUAAAGCGUCUUUUCUGAGAGGGAGCAUCAUAACAACGGGAAGGCUUCAUACUUAAAAAAUGUCGCAGUCACACAAAGUUUUGUCAAACUGGGUCUAAAAACUCUUUUCCUCUCUAUUUUCCUUCAACCCCUCGUCUCUCAGGUGGAGGUACUUAUUGCCAUCAGCAGCGUGACGUCUCCGCUGCUCUUUUCAGCCUCCGGCUUUCUCUCUUGCAGUGUGAUCAGCUUUAUUGAAAUUUUCCUGCAUGAAGUGCCUACAGCCAAGGUGAGUGAAUUGAGGCAGAAAUUCAGCAGCAGUGUGCAGUGUGCAGGUUUCUUUCAUAAGUGUUGCCUCUCUGACCCUGGAACAGAUUUUACACAAGUGUGAAAUUGACUCAUGGAGAAAUCUCUCCUAAUUAUACCAUUUCGUCUUUAUCUGUGUCCGACUAUGUGUGCGUGUACGUGGGUGUGUGUUCACAGCAAUCCUACGACAUCCUGCUGCUGAUUCUGAUGGUACUGCUGCUGGUGCAGGCAGUUCUGACCUCGGCCACGGUGGUGCACUGUGCCUCCUACAAGAGUCGACUCCGCAUGGGGGCUCCAGAGAGCGAGGACUGUGUGCACACUCAGACACACUACUGCGAGGUAAGACAGGGUGAGAGCAGCAGAGAUUUCAUACUCCGUUAUCUCUCUACUUCCAUCAGGAACAUAAAGAUCUGUGCAGAUUCACUCAUUAAGAUCUCAUCAAAAUGAUAAACUAAUAAAAGCUCAUGCAGAUAUAACUAAAUUUCCAAACAUGCAUGUCACUUCUCUCCUUGCAUGUUUUCACUCCCUUUUUUCCCUCCCCUCUUUUUAUUUUGCUCCCUCAGCAGCAGGCAGCCAAUGGGGCGAUGCAGGACUUUGACAAAGACAGAGCCUGGAAGGCAGUUGUGGUCCAAAUGGCCCAAUGAGCACUCUCACAGCACAGAGAUAAGUUUGAUGAAAACACGAAAAGGGGGGAGGGGGUAUGCAAAACUUAGAGAAUUGCAACGAUAAGAGACAGAUCAAGACAAAAACAUUUAAGACGUAUCCUGCGGAAGCCCUAAGUGGACAUGCAUUAUAUGUCGUGUACUAAAUUUUUCUGUCAACAAGUUGGCGUCAGUUGAUUCCGGCUUGACGUCAGAAGACCAUUAUUUGUAACUGCAGAGUUCUAAGGCACACCUUUUGAAGAACCCAAGGUCGCUAAUUUAACUAAUUUUGAGAGACUCUGAUCUAUUAAAGUGUACGCUCUACCCAGAAACUCUUCAGCACUUUACUUUGCCACCAGAAAGCUCGUUUGUUUUUGCACUAUUUGAUAUGGAGCUGAUCUAGGGAUGCCAGAAGAUAAGGACGCCAUUACCAUUACACACCUGCUUCAGCUCAGCCCUGCAAAAAUAACACCCCUGAGAUGUCACCAAGCUCUCCAUCAUGUGCACUCUCUUUGAUGCAAGCUCAUGGAGAAACACAAUCACACACAACUCGGGGACAAGCCUCAAACACAAAUCUGAGUGCUGAUAGGCUGCAUCCACUACGCGCACUGUACUGAAUAGUCAUGUGAUCCAGCUGCAAAAAUAAGAAAAUAGCACAGUGUCAUGUGUAAAUGUACACAUUUUUUUAAUUUGAAAGUCCCUUUUUUCAAUGUAAUGCAUCAUUACAAUACAUGCAUCAACAUUAGUAAAGCAAUACCCCUGUGAGUUUUCUGCAUUUUAGUGCUCAGUGGAAGAAGAGGUGUCCGAUGGCUCUUACGAGGAAUGAGUUCAGACACACUGAUUUGUCUGAUUCUUGUUCCUCCCAAAACUCACCUUUGAAGAAUCAGAGACUUAAUCACUCUUUUUUUGUUUCCUGUACCCCUGCAAGCAGAUUGUGUGAUGCUUAACUAGCAAAAUGUAGUCUAGCCCAUCUUUAUUAAGUGAACCAAGUGCUUUCAACUGUGACUUUUAGAAGUUACGAAUAGAAAGCAAGUGGCAUUAAGUCAGUGCCAUUGGUAAUACAGUAAAUGGGCAUGUAUGUCUGCUCAGGGCUUCCGUAGAUUUUUAAGGUGAUAAAGAGGAAAAGAGAAAGUUGCAAAGGAGGGAAAACUUUUGUAUUGAGAUUAUGAUGAAUAUUUUAAACGUUUUUUUUGUUUGUUUGUUUUGCCUUAUUGACUGUUUGCUGUAGUGCGAUGUGAACUUAUGUGGCUUUUUUUUAAUAGUGCCAACUUGUGUGUACUAUCAAUGUUUGUGUGAGUCAGUCUGCAGUGGAAGAAUGGUCAGGGCUUAAAAAAUGUUUUUUGUGAUACCUGAAAUAUUGAACUUUGCAAAACAGAGAUUUUGUACAGGUCUAAUUCUUUCUGAUUUACUGGAUGAUGCCGUUAUGUUUGCAUCCCCUGGUCUGCUCUGCAAUAUGAAAUGAUGCUAUGAACUUUCAUUCAGAAUAUUUACCUCAGUGUGUCAGUUUUUCAAAUUUGUUGCCCUCAAAAACAAUUUUUGAAAUCAAUCUUUUUUUUUUUUUUUUUUUUUUAAUUCUGCAGACUUUGUAAAUCUGUAGCAGAGACUUCCUUUGACACUCGUGCCUGUAAGUUAGUGUGUGUUGGUAGUGAGACUCUGUCAGUAUUAAUGCAGAAGCUACAGUAGGACUGAUUCACCUUUGUAGAUACAAGUACAGAUUUUAAGAGAAAUUGUGUAUGAAAUAAAAGUUUGUAAUCAACUGUAAAUAAAGAUGCAUUUAUAAUGCUUUACAGU
This is a messenger RNA of Xyrichtys novacula (pearly razorfish), 9748 nucleotides long. NCBI's taxonomy places the organism in Eukaryota, Metazoa, Chordata, Actinopteri, Labriformes, Labridae. The record is from the annotation of a GenBank genome assembly.